UUAUUUCAGAAGUGCUGUUGAGUGCAUGCAUAAACAUUAACGGUUCGACUUUUGGCUCUCGAUUUUGUGUUCAGAAACCAGGGGAAAAACAAUCUCAGCAUGACCAGGUGCCCGGCCUGCAUGGUCAGUGAAUCACCAGAAUCCAAGACCUAGUGAUAAAUAACUUCUCCGCAUCAGAAAUUCUUCUAUUUGGUAUAACAACAUAAACAAAUUCUCCACUAAUUCGAAACAAACAUUAAUUUGACGAAAGCUCGUAAAUGCUGGUCAGCAGAUUAGAGGGCAAAAUAUAGAACCGACACAAGGAGGGGGCACUUGAAACAUCUGGCAAUCCGGCGAGUGUUGCAGGAUGUAAACAAUUUCCUGAAAAACAAAGCCGCGUGAUCGGGGGGUCAAAACCACGCAAACCCUGGGUAUAAAUAGACGAGGAAUUAUCAAACAGCAUCAAAGUUCUUUGAGAGUCAAGAUGAAGUUUUGGUUGUCUCUGUUGUUGGUCUUAGCUGUAGUCAGUGUCCUGGAAGCACGGCGCGGGGGGAAGUGGAGAGAAUGGCGGAGACAGAGGCUUGCAGGAAUACAAGGUGCACGGAACGGGUACCCGGCUGUGGCUAAUGAUGACGAUGUAAAAGACGAUGACGAAGAUGACGGCGAUAAAAACAGCUGGAUGGCUAAGAAACAAAACAAAUGGGCCAUGAAACGCCAGAGGAAAAUGAAAUGGAUGCAGAAACGCCGCGGCAUGAUGACAGCAGACGACUCUGACGAAGAUGAACCAGAGGAGGCACAGGACGGCGACCAGGAUAAACACGUAAUGGUUCACCGUCGACGAUGGCAGCAACACAAAGGCAACAGGGCCCAGAGACGUCAGAAAUGGAGAAAAAUGAAGAAGAUGAAGAAAUGGAUGCACAAAAGACCAUCCUGCUUCUGUCUGCAGACUGAACAACUAGAGAAGCUGCAGGAACUGAUAAAGAAGGAGGGCCUGGAGAAAGAAUUCCCCCAGAUAAUGCCACCAGAGGAAAACACCCUAGACGACGAGACAUCCGAUGUCUCCGAUGAUGAGGAUAGCGAUGAUACUGACGACACCGAGGAGAUCGAUAAUGUCAAUGAAGAAUCCAAUGAAUCAGAGGAAGUAACAGAUGGCACUAAUGAGGAGCUUCCUUUAAUGACAACAGAAUCAUCUAUCAUUUUACAGUAAAUUCAGAAUUUCAUUGUUUGAACUUUUUUGUCUGGAUUAAAUCAUUUUCACAAUAUCAAAAAAUAAAAAUGAUUAACUGAG
Messenger RNA from Ostrea edulis (European flat oyster), 1267 nucleotides. RefSeq names its product mitotic apparatus protein p62-like. The transcript has 2 exons. The record is from RefSeq and is a predicted model, not a curated record. The coding region runs from base 464 to 1186 and encodes 240 amino acids. Lineage: Eukaryota; Metazoa; Mollusca; Bivalvia; Ostreida; Ostreidae.